Molecule: messenger RNA, 2636 nt
Organism: Spodoptera exigua (beet armyworm)
Lineage: Eukaryota; Metazoa; Arthropoda; Insecta; Lepidoptera; Noctuidae
Source: the annotation of a GenBank genome assembly
UAGUCAAAAACACUGUGCAAAAUGCAGUUAAGAAGUUAUAUCAAUGGUCCUCAUGAUUAUCCCGUUUGUUUUGACGGAGCCUGUCAUCUUUCACUGCCUGGCCGUUGCUCCGACCCUCGUCUUGGCGAUUGUGUUCGCCGUGCUAUACUUAGUGGACCAAGUGCAUGAUCUGGCCGAACAACUAUACUUAACAUUACAAAUAUUUUUCAAUGUCCUUGCAUUUAUGUUUGUCGUGUUAUACAGUAGCCCCACCAGAACACUAUACGGACUAUUCUAUUGUCACCUACUCAUUGCUCUGAGCAUAGAUCUGUUCUUGGUCAUCAAAGAGAGAGGAUGUGCAUUUGCAGGAAGUGAUUGAAUGUUAAAAAAUGAAUAAAAUGCUUCAGAAAGCAUGUCAAUUCGUAUUAUUGAGUAGUUUUGAGCUUCGAAAUCUUACCUCUCGUCUAACAGCAACAGGUUUAUACGAUUAGAAUUCUUAGAGCUUUAAAUGUAGACAUGCAAUAAUAGCCAUUUUGUGAUAAUUAUGUUAUUAGAUUAGUUAUCUAACCUGAAUAAAAGUUUACAAGUGGGUCCGUCUCUUACUUUUAGGUAGUGGCACUGCUCCUCAAUAUACUGCCUCACGUUGUGGAGCCUCUGGACCUGUUACAUUGCUUGGUGGCGGGGCCCACUGUCAUUUGCUCCACACUCUUAAUGGUGCUAUAUAUUGUGGACCAAGUACAAUAUGAGGCAGAGCUUUAUUACGUCGUCAUUGAGCUAUUUCUAACCAUAAUAGCACUCAUAAAUCUAUUUAUUAUGGGUAAACUGAUAGGAGCUUUAUAUGGAUUGUUUUAUGCAGAUCUAAUAAUAGCAUUUUCAUUGGAUUUAUUCUACAUACGUAAAGAGAGAGGCUUGACUUUUUGAUUGUAAAUUAAAUUUUUUGUUAUCUUUUCUAUUGUAUUAUUUUAAUAUUAUGGAUAGGACUACAAGUACUGAUAAUGUUGGCAAGCUAUAUCCUGUAGUUUACACAAAUGUGUGGGUGUACGACAAAUAAUGAUAAAAAGUGGUAGCCAUUGUGCCAUAAUGAUAUAGUGUGGAAAAGAGUAAACACUGCACAUGGACUAUUAUUUCGUACAAUACAAAUGUUACGAAUUUUAUUGAGGAAAAUUAUGAGAGUGCGGCUGCGUGUGUUAUUGUGGAUUGUGUGUGUUUUUACAGUGUCACUUCUUGUUACCUUUUGGACAUUCAGUGAUGUAAAUGAUAUAAGUGAAACUAUAAUAGAUUCCAAGUAUCCUGUAAUAGUUUGGUGGAACAUGGACUUUCAUGGCAUUUCAAGCAUAAAAUAUUGCUCAAAUGGUGUAAAAUGUCACAUUUAUGGCAAAAGUGACAAGGGUGUGCAGAAAUAUAACAAUGUAGGAGCAUACUUGUUCUAUGCAAGCACAUUGGAUUUUAAAAAUCUUCCUUUACCAAGACAGCCUAAAGAUAUAAUCUGGGGACUAUUUCAUGAGGAAUCCCCAAGAAAUGUGGAGGAAUUAUUACAUGAAAAGGCGUUGAGUUUAUUUAAUUUUUCUGCGACAUUUAGUAGAUUCAGUGAUGUCCCUUAUCCAUUGCAACAUAUAGAGGCAUUUGAAGAUAUAAGAAGCAAGAAGCACUUUAUAGAGACAAGCAAGAAAAAUGAAUUACUGAAUGAAAUUGCUCCUAUUAUGUACCUGCAAAGUGACUGUGAAACAUCUACCGAGAGAGAUGCAUAUGUAAAGGAACUAAUGAAGUUCAUAAAAAUCGAUUCUUAUGGUGUCUGCUUGAAUAAUAAAGAAUUGCCAUCAAAAUUCAAGGAUGACUACUUGAAUAAUCUGAACGAAGACGAGUUUUUGGCGUUCAUUGCGAGGUACAAAUUUGUCAUAGCGAUAGAGAAUGGCGCUUGCAACGAUUACAUAACGGAAAAGUUUUGGCGUGCCAUCAAAGUAGGUUCCGUACCCAUAUACUUUGGUUCCCCUACUAUCAGAGAUUGGUUACCAAACAAUAAGUCUGCGAUAUUACUAGAAGAUUACCCCACACCAAAGAGAUUGUUUGAACACAUUCAGGUAUUAAUGCAUAAUGAUAGGUUGUACGACGAAUAUUUAGAACAUAAGACAAAACAGUUGAUUACAAACCAGAGAUUAUUGGAUGAGCAUAGCUAUAGACCUUAUCAGUACGAUGGUGUGAAAAAUAUAGAUAAAUUAGAAUGUUUAAUUUGUGAGAGGUUGCAUGAUAAAAUUAAUGGUCAAAUAGGAGUACAUAUUGUUAAUAAAAGUCACUACGAUUGUCCUAAGCCGCUGUCAGCUUUAACUUUAAAAGUAAAUCCUGACAAUAGUUGGGUGUACUCUUGGGAAUAUUCUAGAAGUAAUGCGGAUAGUAUUUACGAUAAAGUUAUUAAUGGAGAUUAAUAUUUUUGUAUUAUUUUAUUUUAUUACAUAAAUAUACAUUUUUAUAUAAAUUGUAUUGUUUAUUAUUGGCAAACACCGUCUAAGGGUGAAACUGGAUGGAUAUCGUAGCGGAUACCCCUCUUGAUGACGUGAGGAAUUGUUUUUGGUACCAUCCUGAAACACACAAAGCAUAUUUUUUUUAAUGUACAGUUUUAUACAUCAUGACAAACAAAUGAGUAAAAACUUGGUCGCAAAUAA